CGAGUAAGCAAGGAGCCGUAUCUAGUUGAGACAGUUAGGAACACAUCCUAGUCAUGUGUGCAGAUUUGUAGGCGGAAUUGGAAACGAAAGAAAGGAGUUUCAUUCUGGGAAGUUACAAAUUUACAAACGAUAUCAUAAUCUCUGAUGAAGGCGGAGACAGCGAUUGGACAGUCCACAAUCGUAAACGUUGCACAGCGUUGCCCAGGAUGUUAAGAAGGACAAGUAUCGCAGUGAGCUAUUUGGCAAUAUGUAUGUGGACAUGUUUGGAAGCAGUUCCCAUUGCUGUGGACCAGACCAAAGUCAGUCGACCCGCAGAGAAUCUGGAGCCACCCAAAAGUGUAGACACAGGAUUGCACUAUGACCGCUAUCUCAGAGAAGUUGUCGAUUUCCUAGAGAAGGAUCCACAUUUCAGAGAGAAACUCCAUAACACAGACAUGGAAGACAUCAAGCAAGGGAAGCUUGCUAAAGAGCUGGACUUUGUCAGCCAUCAUGUGAGAACCAAACUGGACGAGUUGAAGAGACAGGAGGUGAACCGACUGCGCACAUUGAUAAAAGCAAAGCAAGACAUCGAAGGAGGAAGAGGUUUAAAAAUAGACCAUCAAGCCCUGCUGAAACAGUUUGAGCAUCUGAACCACAUGAACCCACAUACAUUUGAGGUGGAUGAUUUGGAUCGUCUCAUUAAAUCGGCCACUCAUGACCUGGAGAAUUACGAUAAGGAGCGGCAUGAUGAGUUUAAGAGGUAUGAGAUGAUGAAGGAACAUGAUCGACGAGAGCGGCUGAAGACGCUGGAUGAGGAUGCGCGUAAGAAAGAGGAAGAACACUAUGAACAGAUGAGGAGGAAGCAUGCAGAGCAUCCCAAAAUAAAUCACCCUGGUAGUCAAGACCAAUUAAAAGAGGUCUGGGAGGAGGCAGAUGGUUUGGACCCUGACGAUUUUGACCCAAAAACUUUCUUCAACCUCCAUGACACUAAUGGAGAUGGCUAUUUUGAUGAACAGGAGCUAGAGGCACUAUUCACCAAAGAGCUAGAGAAGAUCUAUGACCCCACACAAGAAGAAGAUGACAUGGUAGAGAUGGAGGAAGAAAGACUACGCAUGAGAGAACAUGUCAUGAAUGAGGUGGACACCAACAAGGAUAGGCUGGUUUCAUUAGAUGAAUUCAUAAUUGCCACAAAGAGGAAAGAGUUUCUAGAGCCAGAUGCAUGGGAUACUCUGGAGCAGAAUCCUAUCUACACUGAGGAGGAGAUGAGACAAUUUGAGGAGCAUCUAACACGUGAAGAGAAUAACCUGAUUCAGAAGACUGCUGACCUUCAGAAACAGAGAGAAGAUCUGGAGAGGCAACAACAGCAGCUCAAUGCUCAGAAACUAGAGCUGCAACAGGCAGUGGAACACAUGGAACGCUUGAAAACCCAGAGAAUAGAACUUUCACCUGAGGCCAAAGGAAGCUCAGUUCCUGCAGCACAUCUAGAAGAAGCUGUGGGAGAACUACCAGGAAACAACCAGCCCCUGCCUCCUGCUUACAAACAAGACCUUCCCACACACUCUUAACACCUUGCUUCAGUUUCAUUCUGUAAUGUUCGUGUGCUGUGUUGUUUGACUCUGUAAUUGCUUUGAAAUAUUCAGUCCAACACAAGAGGGUGAUUAUUUAUGUAAAAUAAUUCUUGGACAUGAUUUAAAACCACUGUUGUUAUAAACUAUUCAGACUUUAAAAUGCAUUUGAAAACAUUCCACAAAUUAAGAGAAUAUUAGCAGUUAUGAUAUCUCAACGAAAGGUAGGUGUAUAGCAAGACUAUUUGUCCUGUUUCUUUCACCCAAGAUCGGGACGUUCUAUUCGUAUUCAGCAUAGUAAACAGGGCAGAGUGCGCAUAUUAUCUGUCUGCUCCUUUGAAAAUGUGCCCUGAGUAUCUUGCUGAACUUUCAGCUUCCAUUUUUCCUUAAAAUAUACAUUUCAAAGCCUGAGUGAACUCACAGUAACCCAAUUUUUUUUUUAUUGCCAACAGAGAUAAUUUAAAUUAUAAAUGCUGCUGUCCAUCCAUACAUCAUUCCAUAUAUCUACCCAUAUGUUCAACACUUCUUGUGAACUACAAGAGUAUACAUUUUCUUUAUUUUUACAUAACUUAGGUUAAACGCCGACUGAGUAAACAACGGAAUGGAGUAGCACUAAAUCAAAGCACUGAUUAUAACCUCAAUUUAUGAAUGUAAUUCAAAUGCAAAAUGAUUCCACACCUCUGGGAUUAUCAUGUUUUGGUAGUACAUCACUAUGGUUAUAUUUUAGGAAAAUUCCCAUUUUUCCUUGACCUACCUUCCCCUUGAUCCCACCAUAAACCUCGCCUGGGUCUGAUUGUUCUUCCUCAGGGCCCUGGGGCACGCAUCUCAGAACAAGUGACAGUCAGUCAUGCUGAGAAGCAUGUGCAGUUUAUUUUCUUCACACAUCAGAGUAUACAGGUAAAAAGACAGAACUAUUUAAAGAUUUGCAUAUUGAAACAAAACAGCAUAUCCAGAGACCAAGUAGUAUUAGUAGACCAUAUAAAGAUAAAACAGUAAUAGAAGAUCAUUUUUAAUGGAAGAUUACAGCAGAACAUAAAAAAGGAAUUCUUAUGCAGAAAUGUGUUCCAUCAUAAAACCUGUUUGUCAAUGGAAAAUUCUAACUGGUUUGCUUGCAGAGCAUCUUAUAUUUGUUGAAAUAAAUUGUGUUCAAAGGA
This is a messenger RNA of Electrophorus electricus (electric eel), 2698 nucleotides long. It is a transcript of the gene nucb2b, whose product is annotated as nucleobindin 2b. Gene Ontology annotation, molecular function: calcium ion binding. Lineage: Eukaryota; Metazoa; Chordata; Actinopteri; Gymnotiformes; Gymnotidae. Gene Ontology annotation, cellular component: extracellular exosome; endoplasmic reticulum-Golgi intermediate compartment. The record is from RefSeq and is a predicted model, not a curated record.